UUUUUUAAGAUCAGAGAGGCGAAGCAGGAACAGGAGGCGGAAGAAGAAGGAGAAGGCGAAGAAGAAGGCGAAGAAGAAGGCGAAGAAGAAGAAGAAGAAGAAGAAUGAAAAAAGGUCUUCGUACCGUGUCCAAGUGCUGGUCAACGGAAUUUGCACGUUCGCUCCAUUAUUCGUGAUUUUUACACCGAUCAAGUAGACCCACUCCCAACGAGAACUUUGCGGCUACUCACCGCAAACGGUUAGCAUACGCAGUCCGUUUUGUUGUACAGUUGAACAAGACAAGACAAUUAAAAUGGAAACUCUCCGAGUGCUUGAGCUUUACAGUGGGAUAGGUGGGAUGCAUUAUUCUCUGAAAAAAUCUGGAAUAUCUGGGGAGGUAGUGGCGGCCAUAGACAUAAACACAACUGCCAAUCAGAUCUACAGGCAUAAUUUUCCCGACACCCCUCUCUGGAACAGAACCAUUGAGGGCAUAUCACUUGAUGAGUUCAAUAAAAUGCGGUUUGACAUGAUUUUGAUGAGUCCUCCGUGUCAACCUUUUACCAGGCUGGGACUCAAGCGGGAUAUUGCUGACCCCAGAAUCAAGAGCUUUCUCUAUAUUAUCAAACUUCUGCCAAGACUGAGUCAGCUUCCUCGCUUCAUCCUCCUUGAGAAUGUCAAAGGUUUUGAAAGCUCAUCUGCCAGGCAAUGUUUAGUUGAACAGCUGAUAAAGUGUGGCUACACUUUCCAGGAGAUCAUGGUCUCUCCCAUGAGUGUUGGGAUCCCAAACUCAAGACUGCGUUACUUCUUGAUGGCUCAGAUUUCAACCAGAGCAAUUUGUUCAAAGUCAAAGGAUUCCCAAAUGUCGCUGUUCCCUCCUGAGAGUGAGUCCUCGAAGGAGCCUACACUUUCCGUUGCACUACAGCCACUUAGUUCCAUGACAAAAAGUGAAGAACUGAAUGGUCAUAAACUUGAGACAACAAAUGAUGCUCUAAGAAAGAUGAAUCAGAAUAGUGAUUUGUCAGUCAGCCAGAUCCAAGACUUCCUUGAACCAGAGGAGAGUGUUGACAUUGAUCAGUAUCUUCUUCCUUCAAGAAUACUUCUGCGUUAUGCUCUAAUCCUGGAUAUUGUCAAACCCACCUGCCGACGGUCGAUCUGCUUCACCAAAGGCUAUGGGCGAUAUGUGGAAGGGACUGGCUCAGUGCUGCAAAGUUGUCUGGAAACAGAGACUGAGAAUGUGUUUCAAGAUCUGGACCUGUUCUCGAAAGAAGAAAAACUGAAAUAUCUGCUGAGACUAAAGCUUCGUUAUUUUACCCCCAGAGAAGUAGCCAACAUAAUGGGCUUCCCAAAAGGUUUUUCCUUUCCAGAGCAAGUCCCGAACAAGCAGCGUUACAGAGUCCUAGGAAACAGCCUUAAUGUCACGGUGGUAGCAACACUACUACACCAGCUGAUCUACAACAGUUGAACAACGAAGGCAAAGCAAAAAAACAAACAAAAGUAUCUGACAAAAAUUUAAAUUGCUCCAGACAAAAAAAUCAUUUAUAUUCUCUGAAUGUGGGUUAUGUUACGGAGAUAUAUAUAUAUAUAUAUAUAUAUAUAUAUAUAUAUAUAUAGAGUCUAUAAUAUUAGUUCUCCCCUCAACUUUGACACUUUGUUCCUCGAGCUCCCCUGGUCAGGCUGUUUGUAAUUUGCCCCGAGAGGCUUUACCCUGUGUAUAAAACAGGGUUAGGGUUAGAUAAUUGUUUUGUUUUGUUUUUCUCUGUCCUUCUCACUUAAAUUUAACAAAGGUACUUUUACUCUGGACUUCAGUAAGUGGUGACAACUUGUAAGACGUGUACCUUUUCCUGUCUUUGCAAGGACUUUUCUUUCUUUUUUUAAUAAAAACCCACAAAGAGA
Messenger RNA from Syngnathoides biaculeatus (alligator pipefish), 1872 nucleotides. RefSeq names its product tRNA aspartic acid methyltransferase 1 (gene trdmt1). The transcript is spliced from 11 exons. Lineage: Eukaryota; Metazoa; Chordata; Actinopteri; Syngnathiformes; Syngnathidae. Bases 293 to 1441 code for a protein of 382 amino acids. The record is from RefSeq and is a predicted model, not a curated record. Gene Ontology annotation, molecular function: methyltransferase activity.